Messenger RNA from Nasonia vitripennis (jewel wasp), 2039 nucleotides. RefSeq names its product serine/threonine-protein phosphatase 6 regulatory ankyrin repeat subunit A-like. NCBI's taxonomy places the organism in Eukaryota, Metazoa, Arthropoda, Insecta, Hymenoptera, Pteromalidae. Gene Ontology annotation, molecular function: protein binding. The record is from RefSeq and is a predicted model, not a curated record. The coding region runs from base 132 to 1841 and encodes 569 amino acids. The transcript has 2 exons.
AAGCGUUGGGGCCUCGGGCAGUCUUGAGAGAUCCGCGAGCGAGUGUUGAUAAACCGCGUCGCAAUAUCGAGUCGUACCAAUAUAGAUUUGUAGUGUUAAGUACAAACAAAACGUUGGCUCCGCACACGAAGAUGACGUAUCCCGUAUUACGUUACAAUGCCCAUCAAAGAUAUUGGUUGGAUUUCCUGCCAUCAAAUCCGUACGAGGAGGAAGCCAUCCAAAACUAUGACAACCUACUGCAUAAAACGCUCAGCAAGAUCUUCCGCGUGCGCUGUCAAACCAGGAGCAGCAUCCAGCUGCAAGCGCUCGUUUCUUCCCCCAGGUGCAAGGAUCAAAAUGACCUGAUGACAGGACUAGUGAGACUGGAACCGGCCUUCCGUCAAAUAUUUCCAAUGGAGGGCCAGAGGCUCUCGCUGUUGUGGACCGCGAUUCUAUCGUGUUAUCAAAAAUCGGCCGAGCUGCUGGUGCAGUCGGCUGCCAACGUAAACGAGUUCCUCGGAUUCGUAUUAUUCAGUCCUAACAACUAUAUUAUCGCCGAGGGAACCAGUAUCCUCCAAUGUGUUCUCUUGAUGUAUCCCUCUCCGUGGAACGACCGAUUCUUCGUUCUGCUAACCGAACACGGAGCCGACGUGAAUGCUCGAGAUCCGAAUGGCUGGACGGCCUUGCAUACGGCGGUGAGAAAAUGUCGAGUCCAGGCGGCUAGGUUGCUUCUCGAAAGAGGAGCAGACAUCCACGCGACCGAUGCCAAGCGCGGCAUAACACCACUGCUCAUGGCAGCUUUGAGCGGCGCUCCCGUCAAAUUGCUGCAGCUGUUGCUCGAAUUCGGAGCGAACGUUGCCGACAAGAACAGAACAGGUAUGAACGCCUUGCACUACCUGGCGCUUGUCCGGCCGGAAAACGCCAUGGAGAACGUUUGCGAGCUAGCCAGGAUCUUGAUCGACAGAGGCACCUCGCUAGACGACGAAAGCUCGAUUGGCCAGUACCAGCCGUUACACGGGGCUAUCUACACGGGAAAUAUCGCAUUGGUACGGCUCUUUUUGAAGCGCGGGGCGAACGCGAACGCGCGAGUGGUGUGCGGCAUGUUUCCACUCUACCUCGCUGCCAAGCACGUCGUGAGGGGCCAUUACGACAUGAUGACAGCUUUGUUCGAAAGUGGCGCUGACAUCGCCAUGAAAUCCGACAGAGGUCGCAGUGUCUUGCAUGCCGCCUGUCUGCAACGGAACGAGACCACAAUAUGGAUACUUCUGGACAUUGACUCGGACAUGCUGUUCCUCAAGGACAAGUUCGGUAACACACCGUUCGAUCUGAUGCUCACGUCGGAUCAUACCAACGGGACGGUCCAGAUGGUGCUCAGAGCCCUGGCACUGCACACGGGCCUCUCGCUGCUGCCGUCGGCCGCCUGGAAGGACGAGCAGCGCAUCCAGCAGGAACCCGAACUGUGGGAUUAUUACCAAGCUUGCGUCGCGGAAAUCCGCAUGGCAAGGGAUGAGCCGCUCAUCGGAUAUUGGACCUAUUUGGAUCUUUUGACCAAAUGCAAUUGCCAGAUCGCAAAGCCCAUGCGGAACGAAAAAUUCGGCAAGGCAUUCAGGAGGCAUCUCAACCUUUUUCCCAACUAUAGGAAUACCAUGAAACAAACCGUCAGUUUCAUCAAGCAUCAUUACCUUCGCCCUAUGACUCAGUUUGAGGAAGACAUCCACGUGGCGUUUGAUCGUACUGUGCCUGGACUGGUUUCGAGGACAAUGGCUCAGUACGCGGUUGACUGCUAUAAAUGUCAAAUGAGAAGACUAGCCGGUGCUUCUCGAGGCAGCGCUGAUAACAGAAAUGCUCCGCGCGAGCAGUGAAAAAGACGUUCUUUCUAUUGUAAUCCGACUGCUGACGACCAUUUAAUGCCUGAUGCAUGAUUAGUUUUGUACAUAUUGAUUAUUUAUGCAAAUUUUAGCUGUAUAGACGUAGACUUCUGUUAAAAUAGAUUUAGAGAAAGGCAAUAUCCUUCGCGCCUUACUGAUAUUCAAAUAAAGACAUACCGAAUAACCCAAUAA